CACCUUGGCUUGCUCCUGUUAAUUAGUCACCCGCCAGUUAGCAACGAGUAGUUGCUUGGGAGGCACUAUAAACGCCGUCUAGUUUAAUAUUUUACUAGCUCCAACAUCUACAACAGAACUGACUCUUACUGAACCACUUCAAAAUGGCUAACGUUACCGCACUCAACAACGACAUUAACGCUUUGCGCGGAAAUCUUGAUCAGUUCUUUUUGGUGAUCAUGGGAUGCCUCAUUUUCUUUAUGCAGGCAGGAUUUGCAUUUCUUGAGGCUGGGUCAGUAAGAUCAAAGAACACAACAAACAUCCUCAUCAAGAACGUUCUAGACGUAUUUAUUGGUGCAGUGGCUUAUUGGUUGUUCGGUUACGCUUUUGCCUUUGGAGGAAAAAGCAAUGGCUUUAUUGGACAUGAGUAUUUCGCGCUGGCAAAUUUACCAGUUGACAAAUACUCUCAUUGGUUUUUCCAUUUCGUUUUCGCGGCCACAGCAGCAACAAUUGUCAGUGGUGCCAUGGCAGAGAGAACUGAAUUUAAAGCCUAUCUUAUUUACUCAAUGUUUUUGACCGGAUUUUUGUACCCAGUAGUCACUCACUGGGCUUGGGAUGGAAAUGGUUGGCUGUACAAGGGUGCGGAGUACACUGACGGCAAUGUAACCUUAUCUGUAACAUACCAGGACUUUGCUGGAAGUGGGGUUGUCCACGCAGUGGGUGGAAUGGUUGCUCUGGUCGGUGCAGCUAUCGUGGGGCCCAGAAUCGGACGUUUUGAUGGUGGUGCACCAGUGCUACUGGCAGGACAUACUGUACCGAAAGCAGCUCUGGGAGGAUUCAUCCUGUUCUUUGGUUUCCUGGCAUUCAAUGGUGGCUCCCAAGCAGCCAUCGCUAAUGAAGGCGAUGCUGAUGCUGUAGCAUUAUCCAUAGUCAACACCAUCCUCGGAGGAGCCGCAGGUGCUCUUACUGCUAUGAUUGUCAAACGCCUGGGCUUUGCAGAAAAGUACUGGAGUUUGCUUUUCACCAUUAAUGGCGGACUAACUGGAAUGGUUGCAAUGUGCGCAGGUUGCAAUGCCGUUCAUCCCUAUGCUGCUUUGAUCAUUGGAGUCAUCGCAGGAUUGGCGUACGUGGCUUGGAGUACUUCCAUGCUGCGGCUAAAAGUUGAUGACCCUUUAGAUGCUGUGGCUGUUCAUCUUGGUGGUGGCCUGUGGGGCGUACUUUCUGUCCCCAUCUUUAACAAGGAAUCUGGAAUAUUUGUAAAAGGAAACGAGCUUGCAUUCCGUGCGUUUGGCUGGAACUUGCUGGGUGUACUUGUCAUCAUAGCCUGGUCUGCAGCGUGGGCUAUCAUUUUAUUCUUUGCUUUGCAUCUCCUCAAACAACUUCGCGUCAGUGAAGAAAUCGAGUUGAAAGGUCUCGAUAUUCCCAAACAUGGUGAGCCCGCAUACCCACUGUCCAGUUACGGAGAUGGAUGGUCAGAAUCUCCAUCAGCGCCUCGACACAAUUUCCCGUAUUACCAAACGAAUGGCGCUCCCCAGACUGAGGAAGUCAGACCUAAUCAGGAAGGUGGUGUUCAUAAUCCCGCCGUUGUCAACGACAAAGACACUCAGUUUUGAUGUUGAUCAUGGAAAUAUUGAAGUGCAAGGCUUUCGUUAACAAUUUCGCAGCUUCUAAAUUCAAGUGCCAUAUUUCGGUGGCAAAUAAGAAUCCACUCAAAAUUUUCGACUAUCAUCCAGGUGAUAUAUCUUCACUGCAGUGCAUUUAAUCUGUGAAACAUAUUUUCACGGACCACUUGAUCAUUGGUAUCAAGAUAAAUUCUAAUAAAUUCGAUAUAUAUCAGCAGACUGAAAAUAGUAGUCGUUCGUAUAACAUUCAUCACUUGCUGUAACUUCUCUGGUGACUUUAUAUUGAGACAAAACUUAUAGUUAUGCAUUGUCGACCUAUGUCGGAGAAAUGGAUAGACUUUAAGAGCUUUUAGAGUACACGGAGGUUAUUUGGCCUGACGAAUGAAAAUAAUUGUUUAAAAAAAAUCUGUUUCUAGGUUUAGGUAAAGAAUGCUUGGAGACGUUUUUCAACUAUACGCUUUUUGCACAGAAAUGCAAUUUAACCGAUUAAAUUACAAUAGCUCAGUCUUUCCCUGUUGUGCAGAUGUAUAGCUCGGUAUGCACGAGGAUGUAUGAUUCCUUUAUUUCAUCAACUUCUGAAUUUCUUGUAUACUCGCAUUAAGAAUAAAACGUUUCUAAACAACA
This is a messenger RNA of Pocillopora verrucosa, 2225 nucleotides long. Its product is annotated as putative ammonium transporter 1. NCBI's taxonomy places the organism in Eukaryota, Metazoa, Cnidaria, Anthozoa, Scleractinia, Pocilloporidae. Gene Ontology annotation, molecular function: ammonium channel activity. The record is from RefSeq and is a predicted model, not a curated record. Gene Ontology annotation, cellular component: plasma membrane. Gene Ontology annotation, biological process: ammonium transmembrane transport; ammonium homeostasis.